Molecule: messenger RNA, 1479 nt
Organism: Thalassophryne amazonica
Lineage: Eukaryota; Metazoa; Chordata; Actinopteri; Batrachoidiformes; Batrachoididae
Gene: mocs3
Product: molybdenum cofactor synthesis 3
Exons: 13
Coding region: 68-1453 (461 amino acids)
Biological process (GO): tRNA wobble position uridine thiolation; protein urmylation
Cellular component (GO): cytoplasm; cytosol
Molecular function (GO): adenylyltransferase activity; thiosulfate-cyanide sulfurtransferase activity; URM1 activating enzyme activity
Source: RefSeq, a predicted model, not a curated record
GCCGGCUUCGCGUGUUGUCAAACGGCGUCUUUAUCCUUAGUUUUGGUAAAACUUUGUUGUUGUUGUUAUGUCGCAGCAGGAGGAGAGCGGAAUGUUCAGGAUUCUGCUCGCAGAGAAAGACAAAGAGAUUUCUGCUCUGAAGGACAAACUGUCUCAGCUGGAAAAGAGACACUCGUCCGUGCUGCAGCUGCACCACGAGGUGACGUCUCUGACGCCCGUGACAGCCAAAAGCGUCCUCUGCAACGAGGACAUCAUGAGGUACAGCAGACAGCUUCUCCUUCCUGAGCUUGGCGUACGAGGGCAGCUGGAAUUAGCAAAGACCUCGGUUCUGGUUGUGGGCUGUGGAGGACUCGGCUGCCCUCUGGCACAGUAUCUGGCUGCAGCAGGCAUUGGGCGUUUGGGCCUGCUGGAUUAUGAUGAGGUGGAGCUGUCCAACCUGCACCGACAGGUGCUGCACAGCGAGGAGAACCAGGGCCAGGCCAAGGCUCUGUCUGCUGCUAACGCCGUCAGGAGGUUGAACUCCACAGUGGAAUGUGUUCCCUACCACCUGCAGCUGUCCUCAGAGAACGCCUUACAACUCAUUCAACAAUAUGACAUCGUGGCUGAUUGUUCAGAUAAUGUCCCCACUCGUUAUCUUGUGAAUGACGCCUGCGUGCUCAGUGGCAAACCUCUGGUGUCAGCGAGCGCCCUGAGAAUGGAGGGACAGUUGACAGUAUAUAACUACCGUGGAGGCCCCUGUUACAGAUGUCUGUACCCAGUCCCGCCGCCCCCAGAGACUGUGACCAAUUGUUCUGACGGAGGGGUGUUAGGAGUGGUUCCAGGGAUGAUGGGCUGCUUUCAGGCACUGGAAGUUCUCAAGAUAGCCUCUGGUCAAGUCUCGUCUUGCAGCCAGCAGCUGGUGAUGUUUGAUGCUGUCAGUGCCAGAUUCAGGUCCAUCAAGCUACGGCCCAAACAGGCCGGCUGUGCGGUGUGCGGAGAGAACCCGACUGUGACCCAGCUGGUGGACUAUGAGACCUUCUGUGGAUCUUCUGCCACAGAUAAGUGUCGCAGACUCAACCUCCUCUCCGCAGACCAAAGGAUCACGGUGCAGGAUUAUAAAUCAAUAAUGGAGAGCUCAGUGCCCCAUCUAUUGUUGGAUGUGCGCCCUCUGGUGGAGGUGGAUAUAUGCCAGUUACCCUUUUCUCUUCACAUUCCACUUUCCAGUUUAGCAGACAGGAAACAGGAGCACAUCCGGCUGCUUCAGGAGCGACUCGGUCAUCUGAAGCAGCAGAUGUCAGGCGACUGUCAGCCUCCAGUUUAUGUGAUCUGUAAGCUCGGUAACGACUCUCAGACGGCGGUGCAGCUUCUGCAGAAGAUGAGCGGCUCAGAACUGGACGCAAUGGUUGUGAAAGACGUGCAUGGAGGUCUGAUGGCCUGGGCACGGAAAAUCGACCCCAACUUUCCUCAGUAUUAAUGAAUAAACUUUUCCAUUGUUAUUCU